AUUGUUUGAAACUGAAGAGAGGACAUUGCAUUACCGACCGACCUAUUCAAAGAUGUCCACCAGUGACUGGCCAGACACACCUGCUGAGCACAGGUACUCAUCUGAAAAAUGAGAACAAAGCGAUUGUUCCUGUUCUCUUUCUCGGGCCACUUCAAACGUGCUCCGAGGGCUGGCGGGCUCACUGUCAGGGGUGCGAGCUGCAGCGACAGGCAAACGAUGGAGACGAAUAUAGCUAAGAUCAUGCAGGACAGGAUCCCCUUCGGAGGCGAUCUGAAGACAGUCAGAUCUUGCAUAAAGCCUCUGCUGUUUUCCUGUAAACCCCGGAGUUUUGGCUCUGCGGAAGACGCUCUCGGCAGCGGCCUCCCCCCGUUCAGGCCCCAGUUCCUUCUGGGUUAUGACCAUUUCAAGCGCACAGUAGAGGGAGGCUCUUGGAUGCCAAAGGUGUCUGCUUUCAAACCAAGACAUCAGGAGGUAGAAUCCCCUGACGAUUCUCGCAGCGGAGACCUCCCCCGCCCCAUGUACCCCCUCCCUCAAGCCAGUACAGCACAUCUGCCAAAGUACAGCCCCCACAUGAUUGACCUGAACCGAUUUAAGCACUUCAGGAACCUGAACCAAUUUGACACUAAGCGAGUGAAGCAGGAACCAGUCAGCCCCGAUGGAGUGUGGCCCCCCCCCUCCCAUAUUCUAAUGUCCCCUGGCUCACCGUUCUUCCCAGCGCUCCACCCCAGCCUGAUCCCCUUUCCAUUCUACAUACCGGGGCCUGCCAUGCAUCUCCCCCCGCGCAGUUUCUAUCAAAGCGAGGCCCUGAGCGGGAACCGCGGUGCCCCUGUCGGCGGUCAGGAAGCCCAAGUCAGCACCGAGAAGCUGGGGGCCAGCAUCCACGUGGAUGACAGCUACUACGUGGACGUGGGGGGAGAGCGGAAGCGCUGGCAGUGCCGAAUGUGUGAGAAAUCUUACACCUCCAAGUACAACCUGGUCACCCACAUCCUGGGUCACAGCGGCAUUAAGCCUCAUGGCUGUAACCUGUGCGGCAAGCUUUUCAAGCAGCUGAGCCACCUGCACACGCACAUGCUUACGCACCAGGGAGCGCGGCCGCACAAGUGCCAGGUGUGCCGCAAGGCCUUCACGCAGACCAGUCACCUGAAGCGGCACAUGAUGCAGCACAGCGACGUGAAGCCCCACAGCUGCGGCGUGUGCGGCCGGGGCUUUGCCUACCCCAGCGAGCUGCGCGCCCACGAGCUGAAGCACGAGAAGGGCCAGGAGAACGUGUGUGUGGAGUGCGGCCUGGACUUCCCCACCCUGGCGCAGCUGAAGCGGCAUCUUGCUGCCCACAGGGGCCCUACGCAGUACAGCUGCACUGAGUGCCAGAAGACCUUUCAGUACCCCAGCCAGCUGCAGAACCACAUGAUGAAGCACAAGGACAUCAGGCCUUACAUCUGCAGUGAAUGUGGCAUGGAGUUUAUCCAGUCGCACCACCUGAAGCAGCACACCCUCACGCAUAAGGGGGUGAAGGAGCACAAGUGUCGUAUCUGUGGACGGGAGUUCACCCUGCUUGCCAACAUGAAGAGGCACGUCCUGAUCCACACCAACAUCCGAGCCUAUCAGUGCCACCUCUGCUUCAAGAGCUUCGUGCAGAAGCAGACGCUGAAGGCCCAUAUGAUCGUCCACUCCGACGUCAAGCCCUACAAGUGCAAGCUCUGCGGGAAGGAGUUCAACAGAAUGCACAACCUGAUGGGGCACAUGCACCUGCACUCAGACAGCAAGCCUUUCAAGUGCCUCUACUGCCCCAGCAAAUUCACCCUGAAGGGCAACUUGACCAGGCACAUGAAAGUCAAACACGGCAUCAUGGAAAGAGGACUUCAUGCACGAGGAUUCAAACAGAAGGGGAGGUUCCGUUUGAACUCCAGCCUCGGCGUCAUCGGCCAUUUCAGCCAGGACGAGCCUUUCGACCUCUCUCAGAAGGGCAAGGAGAAGUUCCGCUUGUCCCAGUCGGAUGGGGAGAGCGUUCAGGGCAGCCUGUGCCAGGAGGAGGACGAUGACAGCCUCUACAGGAUGAGCCAGUACAGUCCGGAGGACUACCCUGCCAGCGACCACCCCUUCCUUUCAGAAGAGGCGCCCCCCUACAAGUGCGGGAGCCCGGGCGCGGCGGCGCUGAACGAAACAGAGGCCAGCGACGAGGACAAGAAGGAUGACUUGGGUGGGGAAGCCAAGAUAAGGGAAGAGUCUAAAGAGCUCAAGCGCCCGGGUGGGGAAGCGUCCCCGUUUACGCGAUGCUCUAGAGAGUGCAGCUCUCCUGGGAAGUGCAUCGACGGCUCUGACAGGAACUGAGAAAGAAGCUGUGAAAGCGAAAAAGAAGAAAAAAAAACCUGAGUUAAUUUAGUGAAAUUUCGUGCCGUUUGCUGUGAAUCAACCUGAUCUAUAAAAAGCAGCUGUGAAUUAUUAUGUCAGUGAUUACUGUUUACUUACCCUAGAGUGCAGACAUGUUAACAUACUGAUAGUCAAAGUAAUUUAAAAGCAGUGUUUAUUUGCUAGUACUGUAUCCCGUAAUACGUGCGUUCAUUUUAUGUGUAGUUUUUUUUUUUUUUUUUUUUUAAAGUUAAAUUUGCAUUGCUUUAAAUUAGCCUAAAGACAGAUCUGUUGCUGUGUAGAAAGAUAGAAUAAUGCUACAUAAAUAAUACGGAAAUUAAGGCACGUAAUUCACCCGAUUUAA
Molecule: messenger RNA, 2710 nt
Organism: Scleropages formosus (Asian bonytongue)
Lineage: Eukaryota; Metazoa; Chordata; Actinopteri; Osteoglossiformes; Osteoglossidae
Gene: znf366
Product: zinc finger protein 366
Exons: 6
Coding region: 109-2328 (739 amino acids)
Biological process (GO): regulation of transcription by RNA polymerase II
Molecular function (GO): RNA polymerase II cis-regulatory region sequence-specific DNA binding; DNA-binding transcription factor activity, RNA polymerase II-specific
Source: RefSeq, a predicted model, not a curated record